AUGACAGCUUUUGAGGUAGCUUACUUUGUUCUUGAGCCACCUGUAGAAUGCUGCCCUUUUGAAGCUGGUAUGGAUGCACUGCUUCAUGCACCUCUCCGAACUCCUCUGCAACAAUUAGAGCUCUGCAAAACUAUUGAUACUGUCAGUGAACAUCAAAUCUUCCCCAUCUCUGGGCUUGAAGUGCGAAGGGAAAGUGACGAAACUACCCCAACUUCUGAACUUCAAAAAAAAAUUGACUUCAAAUCUUUCUUGGCUGGGCUUGAUUUUGGAAAGCCUGCAUAUAGAAAUUCAAGUAAUGACAGAGAAGAGAAAGUUUCCAAUAUGUUCUUUAGUUCUGUGGAACAAAAUGUAGCUCCUGAACAUCAAAAGACAAUUAAUUUUAAGUCAUUCUUAAAUAGCAUAAAACCCACUGAGGCAGAUGAAAAUAAGAUGAUAUUCAUGCCCUCCAUUUAUAAGGAACAAAAAUUUAAACAGGCAGACAUGGGUGUAACUUCAAAUUGUGAAACAAAUAACUCAGUGUUGCAAAACCACACUACCAACAGCUUAGAUGCAAAUAAAACUAUAUUGUUUCUAGAACAUGAUAAUGAUAUGGAGAUCACCAAAAGCCAUACUAUUUCUAUUAACCAUCUUGUCAUGGAAAAAUGUGAUGGAUUUCAUUCAGUAAAGGAAUCUAAUAACUCAGCAAAACUAGGAAAUAAAGGAACACUUGAUUCUUCCCUUCCUCAACAUAAGGCUGUUGUGCUUUCUGGAGCAGAUCAUAUUGCUGUGACAGGAAGUGUUACUGUACCCGUUAAUGUGAAGACAGAUCACCAAACAAAUCAAGAUCAGCCAACAGUUGCCACAGAUAACAUAAAUGAGAGAUCAAUGUUGCCGUCAUAUAUCCAUGAUGAACUUACAGUCACUGGUUAUGAAUCUUCUAAAAGAAUUGAGAAGAGUAAGGCACAGGAUACAACAAAAUUGACAUCUAGGUCUUUGAGUAUUCAUCAGGAGAAUCUGACAGAAACUCAGAUGUUUUCCAAUGAAAACGACAUGGAUAUAACCAAAAGCCACACAGUUUCAAUUGACAGUGGAAUGUUUGGGCAAGUGUCUAAUUGCAAAGUUGGGUCAAAUGCGCCCUUUGCCAGUGAUAGAACUGUGGUGUUUUCAGAAGUAAAUGAUAUGGAUAUCACACAGAGUCAUACAGUUGCAAUUGAAAGUGAUGAUCCACGACAAAUUUCAAACAAAGUGUUGCAGUCAACAAGGAAGAGUUUCAGUUUGUUUGCUCCUGGAUCGAAAAUGGCAUUGUUACCCAGUGAAAAUAACGUUAAUUUUUCAGAGGCAAAUGACAUGGAUAUAACCAAAAGCCACACAGUUACAAUUGACAGUGGAAGCGCUGGGAGAAUGCCAGAUUGCACAGUUGGGUCAAAUGCACCCUUUGCUAGUGAUAGAACUGUGGUGUUUUCAGAAGCAAAUGAUAUGGACUUCACACAGAGUCAUACAGUUGCAAUUGAAAGUGAUAAUCUAGGACCAAUUUCAAACAAAGUAUUACAGUCAACAAGGAAGAGUUCCAGAUUGAGUACUCUUGGAUCCAUCGUGGCAUCGUUACCCAAUGAAAAAACUGUAGUAUUUUCAGAGGCAAAUGAAAUGGAUAUAACCAAAAGCCACACAGUUACAAUUGACAGUGGAAGCGCUGGGAGAAUGCCAGAUUGCACAGUUGGGUCAAAUGCACCCUUUGCUAGUGAUAGAACUAUGGUGUUUUCAGAAGCAAAUGAUAUGGAUAUCACACAGAGUCAUACAGUUGCAAUUGAAAGUGAUGAUCUAGGACCAAUUUCAAACAAAGCAGUACAGUCAACAAGGAAGAGUUCCAGAUUGAGUACUCUUGGAUCCAUCGUGGCAUUGUUACCCAAUGAAAAAACUGUAGUAUUUUCAGAGGCAAAUGAUAUGGAUAUAACCAAAAGCCACACAGUUACAAUUGACAGUGGAAGCGCUGGGAGAAUGCCAGAUUGCACAGUUGGGUCAAAUGCACCCUUUGCUAGUGAUAGAACUGUGGUGUUUUCAGAAGCAAAUGAUAUGGAUAUCACACAGAGUCAUACAGUUGCAAUUGAAAGUGAUAAUCUAGGACCAAUUUCAAACAAAGCAGUACAGUCAACAAGGAAGAGUUCCAGAUUGAGUACUCUUGGAUCCAUCGUGGCAUCGUUACCCAAUGAAAAAACUGUAGUAUUUUCAGAGGCAAAUGAAAUGGAUAUAACCAAAAGCCACCCAGUUACAAUUGAUAGUGGGAGCGUUGGGAGAGUGCCUGAUUGGACAGUUGGGUCAAGUGCAUCCUUGUGUAGAGAUAGGUCUGUUGUGUUUUCAGAAGCAAAUGUAAUGGAAAUUACAAAAAGUCAUAUAGUUGCAACUGAGAAUGGAAGUUUUAAAAUGAAUGGCAAUCAAACUUUUGGCUACCAGAAAAUGAGCUCCAGUCUCAGUAAUACUCUGGCAUGUCUUCCCAAUUCCAAAUCUAGUAUAUUUUUACAGUUGAAUGAUAAGGAUAUAUCUCCAAGUCCUGUAGCUGUGGUGGACAGUAUGAAUUUUGAGGCAAUUAUAAAUUGUGCUGUUAGUUCCAGUUCAUCCUUUCCUGGUGGUAACACUGUGGUAGUCUCAGAACCAAAUGAUAUGGAUAUGACCAGAAGUCAUACAGUUGCAAUUGAAGGCGGAUGUCUUGGUUCAGCUAUAAAAUUAGAAACAUGCUCAGCUAGUUUUUUUCCUAGUGAUAGGACCACAAUAUUUUCUGAAGCAAAUGAUAUGGACAUGACCAAAAGCUAUACAACCAAUAUUGAUAGUGAAAACUGUGAGACAAUUUCAAAUGGAGCACUUUGUUCUGCAAAUAUAACCUCUGAUUUGAAUGCUGUGGGGUCUGUCCUAUCAUCAUGUUACAGUACAAAUACCAUGGUUUCUGAACAAGCAGCAGCUGUUAAAGAAAAAGACAUCAUGCUUAUUCAUGGGAAGCAUGAUGAAUCUGGUAAACACAAAGUUACCCAGUUAAAGCUUGUUACAGAACAACAACAGUUUAGUCGUCAAGUGGAUCAUGCUAGCAGUAGCACUCAAAGAAAUUUGGAAGCUAAUUCAAAGUGCAUAACUGGAGCUCAGGAAAAAAGGAAUCUGAAAGGAGUCGAACUCUGCAUAGAGAGUUCUUCUGAUGUUACUCCAACACACAAAAGUGACCUUGAAGUCCAAAAGAGAGCAAUAAUUGAUCAGACCAGGGAGGCAGAUUCUGAAGCAUUUGUUCAGUCUCAGGUUACUGAAGGUACUGCUCAAGGGACAAGAACUGAAUCUGUAAGUACAACAAAUAAUGAUUUGGAAUGUAAUGCAUCUAUAAAGUCAAAUAUAUCUAAUGUGUCAUCUCUUCAGAAAAUGAAUUCCAUGCCCGAUGUAACUCCUGACCCUCCAUUAGAAAAGCCUCCAAUGGAUGGCAACAACCCUGGUGAUUGUCAAACAUUUGAUGCAAAGGCUUGCUUACCAAAACAAAGCUCAUUUGUUAAGGACACACUUGCAUCUCAAAUCUCUUUUAGUGCCUUCCUUCCUAAAUUGCCUAGCAGAAGAAAUCUAUGUAGAACUGUGCAUUCAAGUCAUCAGAAUGUAGUAAAACCAUCAGUAGAAUAUCACUGCUCUGAUUCACUUCUAAAUACAACAGCCAAAUCAAAAGGUCUUGAAAGCUCAAAAAUAUUUGAACCUUCUGGAAACUCCCAGGAACAGUUGGAUAGACAGCAUAAAAUGCAGGUGAAUGAUGGUGAUGAAGCAGAAAGCAGAAUGUUGGAUUUUGUGAACCCCUCUCUCUGUUCGAAAUCCAGUGAAGGGUGCUCUCUCCACGAACAGCAGUAUGGAGAAACUUUUUCUGCUCUUGAACAAGGUAUCAAUGCAACAGACCAGGUUCUUUCAUGCUCAAAAAUUUCAACAGUGGAACAAAGGCCGUGCCAGAAACGAGUUUGGAGUGAAGAAGAAAAUGGAAAUGCAUACAACAAAAGAAAAACAUUGGAAUGCAAGGGCACUGAUGCUUCUAGAAAAGAGGUCAAAAUUACACCUGUUGUGCCGUGGGAAGGAGUAGGGCAUGAAACAGUGGAAGAGAACUUGCUGAGUCUGAUGACAAAGAGCCUGGAUAACAACAGUUCCUUGGAUUCAACCAAAGGUGAUGGUACUUCUGCUGAUACAAUCACUCCAAAAUGCAACUUAAAUGCAUCCCUUGUGAUCUUGGAGGAGUCUGAGUUGCAUAAGAAAUUGAUGGAUGGUGAGAUCACAGUCCGGGAAUUCUUCAAAUUCUUGAAAGUUCAAACACGUCCACAGAAAUCUCGCCAGAGUGAACUGCAAGUCAAUCCUGAAUUGGACAGAUCGUCAGGACUGGAAAAUGGGCUGGCUGUGAAGUUUAUUCACCGACCAAAACGGGAAGUCUAUGAAGACAAUAGUUCUGCACUCUCUGCGGCCAUAAAUGACCUGAAGGAUCAGUUGUUAGAUCUUGACAAGCUCUUGUCAGAAGUGAACUUUCCACUUUUGAAAGAGGUGAUGCAAAUGACAAAAGAAGAGUUGCAACAGUUUCGUUCUUGCUUGAAUACCAAGAAAAGCACUUAUGUGAAGAGGACUAAAGUAAUCUGCCAUGAACAAAAGGUUCAACUGUACUUGACCCAGUUGAAUGCAUUGAAGGCACAACAUCAGCAGAGAAAGGAAUAUGAAGAUUCCUUGAAUGAUAUACUAAACAAAAUGGAUGACUGCCUUGCGUCAUUAGAUCUCGCAAAUUUGGAUCAUCUAGGAGAGUGUAACAUGGAUGUCUCUGACAGUUGUGAGGGCCUGAUGCAGCUGAAGCAGAUUGUGUAUAACAAAAACGAGGAUCUGAAAAAUCUUCAGGGAGAAUGCCGUAAGAUGGAAAGUCAACUUGCUAAAGUACUUGAUGAAAAAUUGAUGCAAGAAAAGGCUGUUAAUAUGUUGGAACUUAAUGAAGAAUUUCAAGAACUUUUAGAAUGGACAUUAGUGCCUUGCCAAGAUGACCAAGCUGUUUACAGAUUCCUGUAUGACUCCUUGGAGUUGACUUUGCAGUAUGGGGAGCCUGAAUGUGCUGAACUUUCCCCUGGUGAGAAGUACAGGAAAAUUAUUGACAUAAAGCUAGUCUCUGAGUUGGAUGAGAAAGAAUCACCUGCACACUCGAAGCUUGUUCAUGAGCUGGUUAUGAUGUGUUGGAAGAAUCGAGAAAGUUGGCAUAGUAAACACUCAAAUGAAUCUCAGGUCCCCAUGCUCUUACUUGAUCUCUCGCUUGUGGUGAGUCGAUGUCGAUUACUUGGUGAUGAACUGGAAUAUUUGUUGAACUGGGGAUCAAAAUUUGAUAUCUUGAAACUGGAGAUUCAACACACAGAUGUGAAGUUCCUUGUUUCAAGCUAUGAAGCAUUAUCGAAGUUUGAAGUUGCAUUUCAUGUUACGCCAGGUUAUCCAUGGCUUCCUUUGCAAUUCACAUUUAAUUCUUGGUUUGGAAAUAUAAGUGCUGAACAUAUUAAGGAAGUCCUGAUGACUGUAAAACCUGGACACAAGUACCUAAUCAGGAUCAUGAAGAGUCUCUUCCUGACACUGCUCAUCAGACCAGGAGCUAACAGGUUCCAGUUACAGCCUGCCUCUCCCUGAGCAGGAAAAGUUGAUGUAUAUUCACCAUUGUACCCAAAUCAUCCCCAUUUAUACUACUGGGCCUUUUAAUGAGCAUGAUAUGGUAUAGCAACCAAGGAUUAUACUAUAAGAUGAUGCUGUGAGUUGGCAUCCAAUCCUUGAAAGUCAAGGAAUGAGGAAGAAUACAACUCAGACUGAAGCAAUGAAAGUAUCUCCUUGUCAGUGUAAAUAGGUAACAGAUCAUUCCUGAUGUUCACAGGACUACAGAACAACCUGCCUUAAAUAUUGGCUGUUCUAUUCUGGAAGUUUAUUGUUUCAGUAAUAUUGAAACUGAGUUUCAUCUAGACCACAGAUUAAGGAUGGUUGUGGUAUUAUUCAUCACAAAUUUUGCUCACAAUAUAUGGGUUGCUCAUUGUAGUUCAGUGUACAAUGAGACUUGGACUGUGGACCGAAGAACUUGAUGGGUGAUACUUCCUCUGUUUUGAAGUAGUGCAAAAUAUACAGUAACUGUACAAGUGUGUAAAAUGUUUUAAUUUUUAUUCUGAAAUUAAAUUUAUAUUUUCAAUUGA
Molecule: messenger RNA, 6167 nt
Organism: Hypanus sabinus (Atlantic stingray)
Lineage: Eukaryota; Metazoa; Chordata; Chondrichthyes; Myliobatiformes; Dasyatidae
Gene: knl1
Product: kinetochore scaffold 1
Exons: 19
Coding region: 1-5619 (1872 amino acids)
Biological process (GO): attachment of spindle microtubules to kinetochore; cell division; protein localization to kinetochore
Cellular component (GO): nucleus
Source: RefSeq, a predicted model, not a curated record